Molecule: messenger RNA, 1389 nt
Organism: Pieris rapae (cabbage white)
Lineage: Eukaryota; Metazoa; Arthropoda; Insecta; Lepidoptera; Pieridae
Exons: 11
Coding region: 1-1389 (462 amino acids)
Source: RefSeq, a predicted model, not a curated record
AUGGAUGAUACUCUCGGGUUCAGUGAGCAAGAGAAGAAGUCGUCAGAUGAGUGGCAUCCUGGUGACGUAGAGGAAAGUGUUUCGUCUGUAACAUCAAAGAUUUGUCCUCAUUAUCAGGACCUGCAAGUACUUCAAAAGAAACAAUUUUUCCUGGACAGACCUUUAAUACCAGCAACGUAUUGGGAAAGGCUAUCCUACUUUAGGAGCUAUGCAACGAUUCAGACUAGAACUAUGUUUCUUUGUGUACAAGAAGAAGACUUUAAAGUGUAUCUCUGGAAUUACCUCAUAAAUGUUUUCUUCAAGAGUUUACCAACCACUUACGUGUACGCAUUUUUUAGUGCGUACGUGCCGGACACGCAUUUUUUUAUUGCGAAGAUAUUUCCCAUCGCUUAUGGUUCAACUGUAGCCUUCAUAAUUACAGCACUUAUAGAUUUAAUUAUGGUAACCUUUAGUACCACAAAGUACCUGGAUUAUGUGGUCCUAGGAUUUCGUUAUCAAAGCCCAUGGAAUAGGUCCCGCAUUGGAUAUUUUCAGGAUAGUAAUAUGAUACAGACUUGCUCUUAUUUUGCCAUACUUUGGGUUGGAGCCACGAUAACAUACACUAUGUUGUUCAAAAGAUUUCUUUGGAAGAGUUCCGAUUUUGAUUUGUUAUCAGAAUCGAUGACAACGCCACCUCUUGUUCAUAUUUUGCAUUCAAGAAGUAAUAUUGAUAAGAAACCGAUACAAGACAGCGCUUUCAUAGUGACGUCAAAUGCUAUAUAUUACACAUUUCGUGGGACUCUUAUGGAAGUUAUAAUAUUGUUCUGCUUGUAUCCUAUGGGUCGUUUGGUCGAUGACAUAACAUUUUUCAACGGAGUUCGUCCUACGAAGUUAAGGAUUUUCAGUUUUUGGGCGGCACCUUUUUUUUAUAUGAUAAAGUUCUAUUAUAUGAUUACUGGACUUUUCAAAGUAGUAAUAAUGACGACUCUGAUCCAAAAAUAUCCAUACUUGUACCAAUACAUCUACAUACCGGUUAUACCGAUGUUUAUCGGGGCCCUGUUUGCUUUUAUUAAAUAUGUCUUGGUGAAGAAAAUGAUUUUAGUUAAAACGGCAAACGGUGACACCGUCUUUGAUUCUAAGAACAAGUGUGGCAAAGCCUAUUUUCAGGGUUGGAUACAAUUGUUUAAACCACUACCAAAUUGGGGGCCAAAAGAUUAUACUCUAAGGCAAUUGAGAAAGAGAUUCGAUUCGCGUUUUUAUAUAACAUCGCAAGCGUCAAGAGAGCUAAGCCGAUACCUGAUAGAGAAAUCGGAACUAAACGAGUAUAAAUUGGAUGUCCUAUAUGAAUCUCUCUCACGACGACCAAGUCUUAAACCUCAAAUUAACUUGGAGACUGAGAAAAAUCAAUAA